Molecule: messenger RNA, 975 nt
Organism: Didymosphaeria variabile
Lineage: Eukaryota; Fungi; Ascomycota; Dothideomycetes; Pleosporales; Didymosphaeriaceae
Gene: CFD1
Product: cytosolic Fe-S cluster assembly factor cfd1
Exons: 1
Coding region: 1-975 (324 amino acids)
Biological process (GO): iron-sulfur cluster assembly
Cellular component (GO): cytosol
Molecular function (GO): ATP-dependent FeS chaperone activity; ATP binding; 4 iron, 4 sulfur cluster binding
Source: RefSeq, a predicted model, not a curated record
AUGCCACUCGAGAACAUUCGCCACAUUGUGCUUGUGCUGUCGGGCAAGGGCGGUGUUGGUAAAUCCAGCAUUACGACGCAGCUUGCGCUUGCGCUGAGCUUGCAGGGCAAGUCAGUAGGCGUACUGGACGUUGAUCUUACUGGUCCAAGUGUACCAAGAUUCUUUGGCAUUGAAGAGAGCAGAGUGAGGCAGGCCCCGGGUGGAUGGAUACCUGUUGAGGUGCAUGGGAAGCAGACACUAUCUUCAAAACAAACGUACGGGGACACGGGCGCACAAGGCCGAGCUGCGAACGGAGCAAAACAAGAGUCGGAACAGCACGCCGGCCCGUUAUCAUGCAUGAGCUUGGGCUUCAUCCUCAGCAAUCGCGGCGACGCCGUCAUCUGGCGUGGCCCCAAGAAGACAGCCAUGGUUCGCCAAUUCCUCACCGACGUUCUCUGGCCAGAGCUAGACUUCCUCCUCGUGGAUACACCCCCCGGCACCUCCGACGAGCACAUCUCCCUCCUCGAGACCCUCCUCAAACAAACCGCUCAUACCACACAACUCGCUGGCGCCGUCGUCGUAACAACGCCCCAAGCCAUCGCCAUCUCCGACGUCAAGAAAGAGCUAAACUUCUGCGCUAAGACGGGCGUGCGCGUCCUCGGCGUCGUGGAAAAUAUGGCGGGCUUUGUAUGUCCCAAUUGCAGCGAAUGCUGUAACGUGUUCAGCAAGGGGGGCGGGCAGGUUAUGGCGCAGGAGUUUGGGGUCCCGUUUCUGGGGAGCGUACCGAUUGAUCCGGCGUUUGUCAUGUUAAUCGAGGAGGGGGUUAGGCCGAGGUAUCCGAAGGGAACCGUGGUGGAGGGGAGGGUGUUGGUGGAGAGGGAAGAGGGCGUGGAGGAUAAGGAGGGGUUGUUGGUGGACAAGUAUCGGGAUUGUAGUUUGGCGCCGGUGUUUGAGGGGUUUGUGAGGAAGUUGGUAGAGGAGGUGGAGGGGAGGUGA